UGCCAGGCCUGAGAGAUGGAAAAUAAUGGAGCUUGAUCUCUUUCUAUCGCCUCUCGUCGGAAAGAGUGCCAAUCUGAAGUUUCUUUUUGGCCCAGUGGUAAUUUUGUCUUGUUGCUCAGCUACGGCGAAAGAAAGCUGCGAUACAGGUCCGCAUCAAGGAAGUAAUGAUUCGCUAAACUUGUUAGAAAACGAAGAAACUGCCCAUGUUGAGAAAACAAGAAAGGGCAUAGAAAGAGAGAAUGAGGAAAAUUUCUUGUAUUGGUUGGGUAUCAUCAAAAUGUGUUUAUUUUGAGGCGCAGUGCUCCUUCUGCCGCC
Aureobasidium pullulans EXF-150 is the source of this 315-nucleotide messenger RNA. RefSeq lists its product as uncharacterized. Bases 26 to 292 code for a protein of 88 amino acids. NCBI's taxonomy places the organism in Eukaryota, Fungi, Ascomycota, Dothideomycetes, Dothideales, Saccotheciaceae. The record is from RefSeq and is a predicted model, not a curated record. The transcript has a single exon.